Molecule: messenger RNA, 1155 nt
Organism: Babesia sp. Xinjiang
Lineage: Eukaryota; Apicomplexa; Aconoidasida; Piroplasmida; Babesiidae
Product: Lariat debranching enzyme
Exons: 6
Coding region: 1-1155 (384 amino acids)
Biological process (GO): mRNA splicing, via spliceosome
Cellular component (GO): nucleus
Molecular function (GO): RNA lariat debranching enzyme activity
Source: RefSeq, a predicted model, not a curated record
AUGCACGUGGCGGUGGAAGGAUGUGUUCACGGGGAACUUGAUUUAAUAUAUGCAAAAAUUAAAGAAAAGGAAGAAGCCGACAACAUAAAGGUCGAUCUAUUGCUCUGCUGUGGCGAUUUUCAAGCUAUACGCAACGAAUCAGAUCUAGAAGACCUGGCGUGUCCGCCGAAAUACAAGCAUUACCGUGAUUUCAGAGAGUAUUACAACGGAACAAAGGUAGCUCCAAUUCUCACGAUAUUUGUCGGAGGUAACCACGAAGCACCAGCAUUCCUGAAGGAUUUGUAUUUCGGAGGAUGGGUCGCAAAAAACAUAUAUUAUAUGGGACAUUCAGGAGUUGUGAAUGUUAACGGGUUGCGCAUCGCAGGACUGUCUGGGAUAUAUGACAGCAGAGAUUACACUCGAGGGUUCUUCGAGACAGCACCGUACGACGAAUCCACUAAACGGUCAGCAUAUCACAUCCGUGAGUACGAUGUUAAGAAACUUUUGCUGCUUGAAAAGCCGAUCGACAUUUUCUUAUCGCAUGAUUGGCCACAAGGCAUUGAACGUUCUGGCGAUGUUGGAUCUCUUAUUAGGAGGAAACCACACCUCAGAUUCGAUAUAGAAAAAUGGAAACUUGGUAAUCCAUACACCUGGGAACUGCUGACGAAACUACAACCACGCUAUUGGUUUGCAGCUCAUUUACAUGUACGGUUCGAGGCAACUGUACAACAUGAGAAGGGAAGCACGUACUUCCUAGCUUUGGACAAGCCGCUUCCACGAAGACAAUUUAUUGAGUUCAUGUCCAUACCGCCUCUCAAGAACCAGAAACGUAAACAAGAUGAUCAAACAAAUUUGUGCUAUGAUCUGGAAUGGCUGGCCAUCCUUGCAACAAACACAAAAGAUAUGCCACUGAAUGCAUUUCCUUCAUCAGUGGAGAUAAAUCUAAAAAAACCCGACGAGGAGACGGCGAAAAGAGUCAUGGAUGCCCUAGCGCAACAAGGCUGUGAAACAUGUACCAUAGAUGGGGAAACGGAGUACAAAGUACCUGAACCCAUUGACGAAUGGAUAUAUCAGCCUGCGAAGCAACGAGAGUCGCUGUUGCAACUGCUUGAUAUCGCAGAUAACACUUAUUUCACUCCAAAAAGUGAAACCAAAUUUCAGGUAAAAUUCAAGUGA